UAACGGAUAUCCAUCUGUAUCUAUGACAUUUUCUCCACAUCCAAAUCAAGUUCAAUUACCGACCAACGGCAAUCAACUAACCCCAUCCACUCAUUUAACCAAAGAAAGGAAUGACAGGAGCAGUAGGAGUUGGGAAGGCACCGGUCGGGGUAGGAGCAUCAGAAGGCUUUGGGAGCGAAGGCGAGCCAGUGGGCUUGGGGAGGUCACCAAUAGGAGGGAAACCAAAGCCGCCAGCGGGCUUCUCGCCAGCCUUGGGGGUACCGGAAGGCUUGGAGGUCUCGGAGGGCUUGGGGAACUCGCCAAUGGGGAAGGGGAUGAAGUCGCGCUUCUCAUUGUCGCCGCCGAACAGCUUGGCGAGGUCACCGAGAUCGGGCAGCUCGGAGGGCUUGGGCAGGUCGCCCAGGCUGGGGAGGCCGGAACCAGAGGGCUUGGGGAGGUCGGAGGGAAUAGGGAACGGGAAGAGGCCGCGCUUCUCGGAGUCGGAGCCGCCGCCAAACAGCUUGGCCAGGUCACCGAGGUCGGGGAGCUCGGAGGGCUUGGGCAGAUCGCCCAGGCUGGGGAGGCCGGAGCCAGAGGGCUUAGGGAGGUCGCCCAAGCUAGGAAGGCCGGAAGGAAGGGGGAACGGCAGGUCGCGCUUCUCGGAGUCGGAGCCGCCAAACAGCUUGGCCAGGCCACCGAGGUCAGGGAGCUCGGAGGGCUUUGGGAGAUCGCCCAGGCUGGGGAGACCAGAGCCAGAGGGCUUAGGGAGGUCACCGAGACUGGGAAGGCCAGAAGGCUUGGGAAGAUCGCCCAAGCCAGGAAGACCGGUGGGCAUAGGGAACAAGCCACGCUUCUCCUUGUCGCCGCCGAAUAUCUUGGCAAGUUCACCGAGGUCGGGAAGAUCGGAAGGCUUAGAAAGGUCGCCCAAGACGGGGGAAUCGGAAGACUUGGGGAGGUCACCCAAGUCAGGAAGACCAGAGGGCUUGGGGAGGUCGGAGGGCUUGGAGUCGCCGAGGCCGGGGAAGGGGAAGAGACCGCGCUCGUUGACACGAGUGGGCAUAGCGAGAGCACAGCUCACGAAACCCACGGUAGCAGCACUGCUGAACUUCAUUUUGAAAAAGUGGUCAAAGAAAGACGCAAGAAGGCUGAGCUCCUAAAGAAUGGAAGGUGUGAAUAGUCACUGAAUGAAUGAGUGGUUGUCUGCUCGAGUCAAACGGGGAAUUCAGACGUCUUUAUAAUCUGGGAUGUCGUGACAGAUCGGGUCUUAAUAUCCCAUAGCAAUCGUCAUUUUACUGAUGCGAUUGCACACCUGCUCAUCCCGAGCCCAUCUCGGAUGGUGGAUACUGUUCGGGGAAAGCAUAUCUGCCGAUCAAGAAGAAGUCAUUCA
Molecule: messenger RNA, 1366 nt
Organism: Aspergillus ruber CBS 135680
Lineage: Eukaryota; Fungi; Ascomycota; Eurotiomycetes; Eurotiales; Aspergillaceae
Exons: 1
Coding region: 111-1136 (341 amino acids)
Source: RefSeq, a predicted model, not a curated record